Messenger RNA from Toxorhynchites rutilus septentrionalis, 2216 nucleotides. RefSeq lists its product as uncharacterized. Gene Ontology annotation, biological process: rRNA processing; negative regulation of transcription by RNA polymerase II. Gene Ontology annotation, molecular function: DNA binding. Lineage: Eukaryota; Metazoa; Arthropoda; Insecta; Diptera; Culicidae. The transcript has a single exon. Gene Ontology annotation, cellular component: nucleolus. The record is from RefSeq and is a predicted model, not a curated record. The coding region runs from base 144 to 1058 and encodes 304 amino acids.
GCGGAUACAAAAACACAAACAUAAAGUAAACACACGUGCGUUCCACCGCUCCACAGUUAAAACGUCCGUGUAAAUAUUACGGUUAUUGGUGCCUCGCUGAUUAUUCCAAGUUUGAAUCCUCAAAAAAUUAACGGCUCGUCAAGAUGGUAUUUUUCAUCUGCAAUCACUGUGGAGAGUCGAUGAAGAAGCAAGUGGUCGAAAAGCACGGCUGGAAAUGCAAACGAGAACUCAACGUGUCCUGCAUGGACUGCCAGAAGGAUUUCACCGGUAAUGCUUACGACGCUCACACAAGUUGUAUUACGGAAGCUGAAAAGUACUCCGGCAAAGACUACGUUCCGAAGGCAAAUGCUAACAAGGGUGCUAAGAAACAGGAAGCCUGGAUCGACACCGUUCGUGCAAUUACUGAUAGUAAGAAAAAUUUGCCAAGAGGCAUAAGCGAAGUUUUCAGUGUGAUCCACAAGAAUGAUAAUAUACCCAGGAAGCAGAAGGGUUUCAUGAAUUUCUUCCAGAACUCAGCAAAACAUAUUAAAAGGCAUGAUGUGGAAGCUGCCUGGGCUCUUCUCGAGGAGGAAGUAAAGAAUACUUCAACUUUAAAUCAACAGAAGCAAUCAAAUGGUUCGGUGAAUAAUGGGAAUUCAGGCAAUACGAAUGAGUCCACCACUGGUACGGAGCAUAAUUUCAAGAAACGAAAACUUGAGGAAAACAAGGAAGCAAGCCCUCAGAAUGAAGCGCCAAGCAAAAAACAAAAGAAGCAGAAGAACGGUGUGUCGGAAGAACAUGAGCAGUUGGUGAACGAAGACCAUGCAGCAGAAAAUGACUCAGAGGAGACACAAUUGAAAAAUGGUAAAUUCAAAUGGAAUGACGUGAUUCGAGACACACUCAUUGCAAAGAACAACGAAAUGUCAUUUAACAAACUGAAGAAAAAAGUAUUGAAGAAAUAUCGAAAGUUCAUCGGCGGGAGUGAUGAAACAUGUGAGAAAAUCGAGCGUAAGUUUAGUAAGAAAAUUACUAAGCUAGGACUGCAGAUGGACAACGAGACUGUUCGGUUGAUUGAAUAGUCUUUAUGUGUAUAGGAUAAAAUAUAUUGAACUGAAAAACCGAAUAGAUGUAGUUUGAAUUGGAUUUAGAACGAAGAUUUUGUACGCAAUUUUGCGAAUUUCAUCGUAGUUCUCCUUUACGAUAUCUCUUAGUUAUAAAUUCCAGCAAACAUGAGGCUGUUGAAUACAUCAGUUUUAAAUUCAUAUACAUUUUUGAUUAUCUUUAGUCGUUUCCUACUAGAACUAAGCUCCAAGUAUCGUACAAAUAAACAGUCGUAAUGGAGAUGAGAUACAGAAAGUGAUGGGUUGCGGUGAUAGAAAAGUAUAGAUCAAAUGGUGAUUCCUUGUGCUGGGCUGUUUAAAUGUAGAACGGAUUGGAUUGAAACGUCAAUCUACGUCUACCUUUGCUACAAAUGAAUUUCAAUGAUUUGCACUCCAUUCGAAUGGGAAAUUCUCUAAGAUUGAAACGCUAACAUAUAGCGAAUUCGUUUUUGUUCAGUUUCAACCCCAGUGCCGCACUAACUGCUGUCAAAACGUUUUUUUAUUCACUCAGUUUCGCACUAGUUCGCCCCGAAAGCUGUUAGUUUCGCACUGAGAAGUUUCACGGGUUGGCACUCGGGUUCACCAAUACAACUAUACUGAACAGUCAAGUUCCGAGUAUUGUUUUGGAAAAUCUAAAAAUAGAGACUAUGAAAAUGGAAAACCUGCUGCUCUUGCUUUUGUAUUAUUUGAAUCGUAAUCCAAUUCGGAUUCUGAUUUUGAAGAGUAUAUUCGUGUAGACGGCAUUAAGCUCCGUGUGCUUUCAUUGGGAGGCGAAAAUUAUUAUGGAUAUUCAGGAGGAAUAAACAUGCUCUCAAAAUCAAAAUUAGGAAUGAAAAUUUACUUUAACGUAUCGAAUAUUUAUUUUAUGUGAUGAAAUAAGAGGGUUUUUUCCGAUAUCGCAGAAACAUUGAACGAAAACUGUGUCUAAUGAUGAUUUUAUAUUAUAAUAGUAAUUAUUUGUGGAACAAACAGGAAAUGCAUCGACAAAUGGUUAAGUGAGUGUCAGGACUACAUGUGUUAGGUAAUCAAACAAUAUGAAGUAAAAAUUUUCAUUCAAACUUUUAUAUUUUUACACUGCACUUGGCCCUUCUGAUCUUAUAGAGAAUACUUUACCUCCCAAGCACUAAUAUAUCCACC